Aplysia californica (California sea hare) is the source of this 4517-nucleotide messenger RNA. RefSeq names its product V-type proton ATPase subunit H. Gene Ontology annotation, molecular function: proton-transporting ATPase activity, rotational mechanism. Gene Ontology annotation, cellular component: vacuolar proton-transporting V-type ATPase, V1 domain; lysosomal membrane. Lineage: Eukaryota; Metazoa; Mollusca; Gastropoda; Aplysiida; Aplysiidae. The transcript is spliced from 15 exons. The record is from RefSeq and is a predicted model, not a curated record. The coding region runs from base 319 to 1746 and encodes 475 amino acids. Gene Ontology annotation, biological process: proton transmembrane transport.
GGUGUGCUGCGCACUGUGCCACCAAAAGAAAAGAGAAAGGAGGGUCCAUUAAUUUGUUGUAAGGUCCUUGGCUGCCCUUCAUUACCCUCUAAUAAUAAUACUAGUAACAUUUAAAAAAAGAUAAAGCCGAUUUCCUGUUUCUCCGGAUAUCUUCCGUUACCGAAUCAUAUGACUAAGGGGACAUCACUCUUGGAAUAUUAUCAUCAACAACUGGAAGAACAGUGAACAGCAGAGUUUAAUACUAAUUUGUUGCAGAACGCCUGCUCUUUGGUAUCCCUUUUUUACUUUCAAAAGUUACAAAAUUAACCUCUGUUGAAAAUGGCUUCAGGCGAGGCCGCCAGUCAUGUCAUCGAAGACCUUGAAAGGUUCAAUAAAGGUGGUCAGAUUCCCACCUCCAAGCUACAGGAACAUGCAGAAGUUGUUCGAAAAAACAAUGUCAACUGGAAGUCAUACUUGCAGGGUCAGAUGAUAUCGGAGGAGGUGUACAAAUUCAUUUCUGCCUUUGACAAAGCUUCAGCAGAGGCAAGAGAGACAAUGCUGAAGGAAAACCCAAACCAGUUUGUGGUGGUGUUCCGCAUGCUGAUGGAGGGCAUCUCUCGGGAUCAGACUCUGCAGUAUGUCCUUACCCUUCUCGAUGAUGUUUUACAGGAGGACAAGUCUAGGGUUGAAAUUUUCAAAGAGUUUGCUCGUAAGAAGAAAGAGUCAGUAUGGCAGCCAUUUUUCCAUCUACUCGACAGAGAUGACAAGUUUAUUGUGUACCAGGCCAGUCGUAUCAUCGCCAAGAUUGCAUGUUGGUCCAAGGACCAGAUGGAACGCAAGAAUCUGCAGAGUUACCUGGUGUGGCUGAAGGAUCAGAUCAAGGUCCCUAACAACGAGUACCUUCUGUCGGCUGGCCGCUGUCUACAGAUGAUGUUGAGGAUUGACUACUAUAGGCUUGUGUUUGUUGAGGUCGAUGGAAUUUCCGCUAUUAUCAGUGUCCUGGCAGGAGGCUGCAGCUUCCAGGUCCAGUACCAACUGGUCUUCUGUCUCUGGUGUAUCUCCAUGAACUCUGACCUGGCUAACAGGAUGAACAAGGGCAACAUCAUCCCGACCCUGGCAGAUGUACUCAGCGAUGCCAUCAAGGAGAAAGUGACCCGUAUUGUCCUGGCCACAUUCCGGAAUCUUCUGGAGAAAGUGACUGAAGAGCUUGUGAAACAGGAACAUGCUGUCGCCAUGGUGCAGUGCAAGGUCCUGAAGCACCUUGAGCUCCAGGAGGGCCGUCACAUCCAGGACGAGGACAUUGUGGCCGACCUCAAGUUUGUCACCGAGACUCUGCACGACUCCAUCAAACAUCUUAGCUCCCUGGACGAGUAUGUGUCAGAGGUCAAGUCUGGCCGCCUUGAAUGGAGCCCGGUGCACCGAUCUGACCGGUUCUGGCACGAGAAUGCUGCCCAUCUCAAUGACCACAACUAUGAACUGCUCAAGAUGCUAAUCAAGUUGUUGGAAACCAGCAAGGACCCACUGAUUCUGUCUGUUGCUGCUCACGACAUUGGAGAGUAUGUGAGAUACUACCCAAGGGGGAAGAACAUCGUGGAACAGCUGGGCGGCAAGCAGAUGGUGAUGCAGUUUAUGAUGCACUCUGACCCCAAUGUCAAAUACGAGGCACUCAUUGCAGUGCAAAAGAUUAUGGUCCAUAACUGGGAGUACCUCGGCAAGGCACAGGAUGCCAAGCAGCCCGGGUUUGGCCCAAAUCCCAUCAAGGCAUAGUAUGAGGGUCAAGGUUAGCGUAGUCUUGGACCAACAGCUGUGAUGGACACUGUACAUGGACUGUAAUGAGCGAAUGCUGGACUCUUCUUGAGUGUGAACAAAUGUGUGUGCAUAUUCUUAUGAAUGGGAGAACGUCUCCUUUCUUUUUUUUUUUUUUUUUUUUUUUUGUCCCUCAAAGUUAGCUCGAUGAGUAAUUUUUUUUGCGUGUGAGUAAGUCUCUGCAAAGUAGGUAAGCACCCCAAAUGAGUAUUUUGUGUGUAUGUAUGUGUCUGUGUAUUUGUAUGCUUUCUGAAAUUAUAACUCAAGUCUGUGAAAAGUGGUGUACAAUUCAAUUCCUGUUGCUGAUUUUUCUAACGCAUGACAUGACUGUCAUAACCUUUAAAUACCGGUUCCUAUCUCAUCUAGAUUAGGUCUGUUGCGUAGAAUGAUCCCUGCAUGUCUCGUAGACUACUUAAUCUUUCCCUGUGAGAAACCUGAAAGGCUGAAGUGUCUGGGAGAAAGGUGGCUGCUAGAUGUUGCUCAAUCGUGUGGUGCAUUCCAGGGCUGGUGUGUAUAGGGCCUAUUUCUUGUGGUUGCGCUAGACGGAGGUGGAUGCCAUUACAUACACCAUUAUUCUACUUUGCAAUUGAACUGUUUUUGGCACCAGUGAAAUGCAAUUUCCUACGCAUUCUUGUACUUGACUUAUCAAGAGUGAAACUCGAAAGGCUUGGUGUGAAAUGAGUGUCAACAAAUUAAUGUUUCACACAUUUUACCGCCAGCAGUGCUUCAAGUUUUCUAGAAACAUAGUGGCCCUAAAACUCAAUUGUGAGUAGUGGCAAUAUCAUGCAAAACAAUAUUUUCAUUGUGGGUGAGAACUGUCAUGACAAAACCAAAAAAACAGAGGCCUUAGUUAUCCAUUGAUUCAACUCUUGGGUCGAGUUAAUUAUUACAUGAAAUAUGUAAUAUAUUUUGGAUCCUUCUUGCACUAACUAAAUUCUUUUAUGACACUAAUGUUUUUGUGCAGGGAUAGACAUUUUAAAAUAUUCCUGAUUCAUUUUGACAUUCCACUUUUUAGGGGGACUUAGAGGUCAACAUCCUUUCAUGUUAGCUGCAAAAAAUUCACUGUGAUCUUGACUUUGCCAUUUCUUAUGUGAUUCUAUCUUUCUUUGUGUGUCAUGUAACAGGGAGAGAAAGAGUUUUCAGGUUGUGUAAUUAGGGGGCUGGUGGUCACUUUGUGUAGCUGUCUGUUAUUAGAACUAUGGUCUUUUGGUCAAUCUGUGAUAUGGGUGACUGAUUUCAUAUAUUAUUACUGCCUCUAGAUAAUAUAAGAGGCCUGUUCGUCAACAGUCUAUGAGAGUCCCCCUCCGUAAGACUGCCUAUGAACUAUGUACGAAGCUACUCCAUGUCACUGUGUGUCCUUGAUAACCAUGUUUCAAAGAAAACUAUCCGAGGAUUGACGCUUGAUAUGACCUAAGACGUGUAGCUAGCUUCGAAUUUCCUUCAGUUUUGUGGGUUCUAAAAUUGAAUAUAGUGAUGCAACCUGUUUCUUGUCCUUCCUCCCUGCCUCUUGCUCUUAGAGUCUUUUACUUCAAAGUAGCCUACUUUGAAGGUGUCACUGUUAACAAAUAUUUAUAAUCAUGACCUCUUACUGAUGUAUAUAAUGUCCGUGUGACCUUUUUGAACCACCUUUGGCUCUAGGCCUUUACAUGACUGUGUAUGUGUGCAUGUUGUGUUCAUGGCUGUUGUGGCAAAGACUAGUUCCCAGAUGAUGUGGUGUAAUUUUAUUUCUGUUUUGUGUUUGGAAAAUCUGUUCAGAAGACUGAGGGUAUCUUUUUUUUUUCUGGUGAGAUUGUGAGGGCGAAUAGAGUGUGAGAUUCGCCGCAAUCAAAUAUAUUGCGGUCCAAUGUUAAUCAGAAGACUCACUCAUACAUCUGGUAUAUCGUGUAGAUGGAUGUAUUUAAUCAGUGCACAAAUUGUCACUUGCGCAACAUAGGGGUGGGCAGGUAGCAAUCCUUGACAUCUUUUUUUACUGGAUCAUGAAAUGGGGUAUUCACCUGUUUGUAGUAGGCCUACAGUUAUUGUUAUAUGUUUACGCCUAUGUUGUACAACUGACAAAAUUUUGGUACGUGGUGUGUGUAUUUCAGUUGUUGUAACCAACCAGCAACAGGUGUUUGUCUGGUGGUCAGCUUGUCUCCAAAAUGUUUAUUGCCUUUCUUAAAACGUUAUAUUACUUUAUUUAUCAUGGUUAUCAGGUUUCUAUCAAGUAGAGAGAGCUACUUUUGGCUUGCUGGCUCUUGUGGAUUUUUCUGUUUUGUGUCAUGAGCGGAAAGCGGAGAAUGGUGGGAUAUCUUCGUAUCAGCCAGGGCCAACACUGGACCUGUAAUUUGGGGGGAGGGGUGGAUAUCUCCGAUGCCUAACACCCUUUUCAUGUGUUGCCUGCCCCUAAACACCAACUCCCCAACCCUCACUUUCUUUGGCUCAAAUUGUGUUUUUUGUACUCAUUGACAGAGGUCUAGUUAUUACGGACUAUAGAUAGCCAAUACAUGUAUUUGUAUUUUUCUUGUUUUCAUCUUUCUGCUAUUCUUCUGGUCUAAGUCUAGGGAAAUUAGCAAUUUUAUGGUAUUUGUAGAACUCAUUUCAAUUUGUCAAGUUGUGCACAUGUUUUAUAGAUGCUCACUAGUCAGUGUAUAGCAUUCAUUAAUAAAAUAUACAUACAUAGUUGAGAAUGUCAAAUGAAUGUAAAUGUAUCAUUAUCAUGGGCUAUGAAAUAAACCCAUUUUUUGUGAUCUAAA